AUGCAGCCAGUUGCAGAGAUACUUCUGAGAAAUGCCGGCCUGGCACUCGGCUACGAAAUGGCAUCAAGCUGCGCCCAGCUUCGCAGUAUGUGCAACAGAUCUGAUGCUGCCUUGCUCCGUCUCGUCUGUGGUGAGACGUGCGGCUGUGUGGAUCCUUUGGCCUCUCCCCGGUACAAGGUCACCGCGCAGGGCUGCAGUACCGCCUGCCUCCAUGAGGCCGACCUCCUGUCUGCCAACGUGAGAGGCAGGCAUUGGGAGGAGUUCUGGAGAGGGUAUGAAGAGGCAGUGUCUGGACACUACGGAGAUGAGGACUUUGUGACCGGCGCAACUUGGUGCGAAGGGAUGCCAGACUUGUUCAA
Symbiodinium necroappetens is the source of this 359-nucleotide messenger RNA. Lineage: Eukaryota; Dinophyceae; Suessiales; Symbiodiniaceae. The record is from the annotation of a GenBank genome assembly.